Metarhizium album ARSEF 1941 is the source of this 1494-nucleotide messenger RNA. RefSeq lists its product as uncharacterized. The record is from RefSeq and is a predicted model, not a curated record. Lineage: Eukaryota; Fungi; Ascomycota; Sordariomycetes; Hypocreales; Clavicipitaceae. The transcript has a single exon. Bases 1 to 1494 code for a protein of 497 amino acids.
AUGUCGUCCAAGUCGGAGCCUGCGAACUGCCCUGCAUCCCCAGAACCGGGUGCCGCCAAGGAGGCUGUGCCAGCGGCACCAUCGCCGCAACAGGCAACGCUGGCUGCGACGGACGACAGAGUCUCGGAUGCGGCGCUGCCGCCGCCUCAUCACCACCAUGAUGAUGAUGAUGAUCAUCACCAUCCGCAGCAGCAGCAGCAGCCGCCCGUCAGGCUCGUCAGGCAAAAGGACGGACAAUGGGGGCUCGCCAGGGACGGCAGGCUCGUCAACAACCUCUCGCGGGUCGUCGGCUUCAUGGAGCUCGCCAACGCCGGCGACUUUGCCGCCAACGUGUGGAACGAGAUCCCCGUCCCCGUCUACGCCGUCGUCUUCAUGGCCGUCGGGGGCACCGUGGCCGGGGUCCUGUCCAUCUUCGCCUUCCGGGACGCCAGGCGCGCGUGCUGCAACGUCCGCUACUUGCGGCGGCAGAGACGGCGGCUCCUCGAGGAGAAGAAGCUGCUCGCGGCGAGGUGCGAAUCGACCCUGGAGACGGACGUCGUCCUGGCCAUCAACUUUCGUGAGCUCGGCACCGAGCUGGUCACGCGCUGGAUCAUGGACCUUCUCAUGGGCUUCGGCGCCGUCCUGAUAUGCGCCGGCACCUACAUGGCCAUCGGCGGCGCGAACCCGUCCGCCUAUCUCGCCUCCAACCUGCUCUCCGGCUACGUCGGCAACACGCCCAUCGCCGUCUUUGGCCUGUGCAACUCGUCGUGGGCCGCCUUCAUCUUCACCAAGGCCCAGCGCCAUGUCAGCGCCUCCCGGCGCCUGCUCGGCUCCUGCACCGCGACCGCCCUCAUCAAGCGGAGAGCUCGCAAAGUCCAGGCCUUUUCCGUCAUCAACGGCACCGCUACCAUUCUCGGCGGCGUCGGCUCCAUCAUCACCGCCACGCGCUGGUGGGGAUAUGUCAUCCUCAUCCCCGUCAUCAUAUCCUCCGUCUUCUGCAACAUCUGGUGGCGAAACGUGAUUGGAUACACACGAUCCGAGGGCCACCCGGCCAUGGUCCGGGACGAACUCGUCUACGCGCUCGAUUCCGCCGCCGUCUGCGAGGUCAAGGCCCUCGAGGACGCCGAAGCGCCUCCGGCCUGGUGUUCCGAGCUGCCGAGCAGCUCGCUGGACGAGAUGCUUCGAUUCCUGGCUCGCCACUCGCUCUUUCACCAAUACUGCGCCGCCAUCACGGCCAACCCACAGGUCUGCCAGGCACUCGGGGGGGACGCAGCCGACCAGGACGAGCUCUCCAUCAGCCCCGAGCGUCUCCUGGCCCUUCCCGCCGACCUCCACCCAGUCCUCCUACACCACGCCGACAAGAUGGCUCGCCAGGCAGGGCCUGAUCACUUCAGGAACAGAGAGCGAUAUCUCGCGGAAAUCCUGGGCACGUACUGCACCUUGGCGGUCCACCACGACGUGAUGGACGACACCGACAGCGCUGAGCGCCGGGAGAAGGCUGCGGAACCCAUGUAG